GUCGGAGAAGGAUAGACCCUCCUUACCCAAAAAAGAAAACAAAGUAACUCACGAGAAAGCGUAUAAUGGCUGUUCACAAAGUUAGUUUCCUCGCUCACCUACUUGUUCUUGGAAUGUUUCUACUACUUGUUGAUGCCAAGGCUUGUACCAAAGAGUGUGGUAAUUUUGCCUAUGGGAUAUGCCCUCGUUCACAAGGAACUCCGGACCAUCCCAUAUGCACCACUUGUUGCGCAGGCUACAAGGGCUGCAACUAUUACAACGCUAACGGAACUUUUAUUUGUGAAGGAUUGUCUGACCCCAAAAAUCCAAACUUUUGUCCCCAGUUUUGUGAUCCAGAUAUUGCCUAUUCAAAAUGCCCGCGUUCAGAAGGAGAGACGAUAAUUAAUCCCACCGGAUGCACUACCUGUUGUACGGGCUACAAGGGUUGCUACUACUUCGGUCAAGAUGGUGAGUUUGUUUGUGAAGGAGAGAGUGAUGAACCCAAGAGUUGUACUACGGAAUGUGACCCUAGAGUUGCUACCAUAAGUUGCCCGAUUUCUGGAUUGGUAAAGAUUAAUCAAGAAUGCAUCAACUGUUGUAACGCAGACAAGGGUUGCGAACUCUAUGAUAAUGAUGGAUCUUUAAUUUGUACUGGUGGGGAGCCUCAAAGUGCUGCUUAAUUAUUUCUAACCAGUGAUCUGUAAUUAUUGUAUAUGAAAUAAAAGCAUGAUAGAUAUAUAUGCACUGUCAUGCUAAACUCUGUAAUGUGGGCAGUGGAGAUGUUUUCCACGGACAUGCCCAAGAAUUUAAUGAAUAAUAUGAAGCACUAGUUUCUUUUA
Molecule: messenger RNA, 818 nt
Organism: Nicotiana attenuata
Lineage: Eukaryota; Viridiplantae; Streptophyta; Magnoliopsida; Solanales; Solanaceae
Product: proteinase inhibitor type-2
Exons: 2
Coding region: 66-659 (197 amino acids)
Molecular function (GO): serine-type endopeptidase inhibitor activity
Source: RefSeq, a predicted model, not a curated record